This is a messenger RNA of Lichtheimia ornata, 2400 nucleotides long. RefSeq lists its product as uncharacterized. NCBI's taxonomy places the organism in Eukaryota, Fungi, Mucoromycota, Mucoromycetes, Mucorales, Lichtheimiaceae. Gene Ontology annotation, cellular component: cortical endoplasmic reticulum; plasma membrane; endoplasmic reticulum-plasma membrane contact site. The transcript has 8 exons. Gene Ontology annotation, biological process: intracellular sterol transport. The record is from RefSeq and is a predicted model, not a curated record. Gene Ontology annotation, molecular function: sterol binding; sterol transfer activity. The coding region runs from base 1 to 2400 and encodes 799 amino acids.
AUGAGCUCAUCCUCUUUCAGCAGCAGCAGCAGCAAUAACAAGAACAAAAACCAGUAUCGGCCUCAUUCCAACACUGUGUCGACUGGGUGUCCUCCUCCUCCUCCUCCUAUUCACACCAGCAAUUUGCCUCGUCGUAACUCUGAAGGAUCCCCAAGACGAUUACCACUUGUGCCUAUACAACAACAACAACAACCUGACGUUGCUAUUGAAUCACCCAAGACACUCUCUCUUGAACGUCAUUUCCCUGACAAGUCCAUGACCACCAUUGAGACGAAUGCUUCCGAGCAAGAAAACACUGAACCCAUCCCGGCAUCAUCACCUGCACCACCCAUAGCUGUUCCAGAAACACCUGUGGCUCGUCUAUUGGGAAACCGUGCCAAUAGGUCAAGGUCGCGUGCUUCCAGCAUGUCGUUGCAGCAACAACAAGAUACUACUACAGCAGCUACAGCUCCCACUGUCAACAAUAACGGCACAUCGUCUUAUGACUCGGACGAUGUUUCUUCUUCUCAAGAUGAAGCCAUGGGUACUGGAUUAUCACAGCCUGCUCCAGGCAGUAUUGCAGCUGCAUGUCAUCUCGAAGUAGCCAACGAGAAGAGGAAUCAAGAGUUUCAUCAAUUGUUUCGAAGUGUGCCCGAGAAUGAUCCUUUAAUCGAAGAUUUUGGAUGUGCACUACAAAAGGAGAUUCUACUUCAAGGCCGCAUCUACAUAUCCGAGAACCAUUUGUGUUUCAAUGCAAAUAUCUUUGGAUGGGUCACCAACUUGGUCAUUGCUUUUUCGGAUAUUGUUGACAUUGAGAAGCGCACAACGGCUUUAUUCAUCCCCAACGCUAUCCAAGUAUCCACAUUACAAGCAAAGCACUUUUUCGCAUCGUUUCUCUCAAGAGAUCAGGCUUACGACCUUCUUUUGGAUGUAUGGCGACAAUCACGACCACAACCUGAUGCAUCAAAAAGUUCGGAUGAGGACGAAGAGAAACAGAGUAGCGACCAAGAGAAUGAUGACGAGAGCAUGGAUGAAAGCGAUACAUCUUCAGGAGUUUAUACAUACGUGGAUGUGGAGGAGGAUGGCGUAUCAGCAUCAUCGAAUCAAGAUCAUCCCAUGGAUGACGCUCAAGUAACAGACAAUGCCGUACAACAACCCACCACCGCCACUGCGGAUGAUCCUGUUGCAACUACUGCCAAAGACAAUGUACCUGCCGAUCAUACUCCUCACCCAAAGACCCAAUGUGCAUGCGAUGAACAUUAUACCAAAACAGUAUUGGAGACAACAUUCCCUUGUACCUUGCAGACCUUGUACAGCAUGCUCUAUGAAGGAUCAUUUAUGAAAUCAUUCUUGCAGGAUCAAAAGAACACUGACGUUAAUAUGGGCGAAUGGCAACCUGGACAAGGAUCCAUCGAAUCUGUAAGAGAUGUUUCAUAUACCAAACCAUUGAAUGGAGCCAUAGGGCCUAAAUCAACCAAGUGCUUGCUAAAGGAGGAGAUAUACCAUAAGGAUCUUGAUGAUUUUGUCACUGAAGUCACCACAACACAAACGCCCGAUGUUCCUUCUGGAGGGUCCUUUUCAAUCAAAACCAAGACCUGUCUCAUGUGGGGUGAUAACGAUCAAACACGUAUGCUGGUCACCGUGCUGGUCGACUUUACAAAGAGCUCCUGGAUCAAAUCUACCAUUGAGAGUGCAUCAAUAAGUGGACAAGAGGAAUUUUACAAGGCUCUCAGUGAAGCGAUCAAUCAAAAGUUGUCCGAAUCGCAUCCCAAGAAAGGUCAGGGCAAAAAGAAGAAAAGAGUCAAGAGGAAAAAGGUCAAAAAGAGAAGAGCCAAUGAUGACAUGGACAAAGAGAACGAGACAUUGUGGGCUAAGAUUGCAUCAUCACUCUCUGGUGUAUUCAAGCUGGCAACAAACACUCAACUACCCACUCCCAGCACAUCGCUGAUAUCUGUACUAUGCAUGGUGUUGCUCGUUAUCCUGAAUGCAUACAUGGCGAGGAAAAUGUCUUUGGUUGACGAUCGAUUGGAGUCACUUUAUGAUGAGAUGCAAAAGUCCAUUGGAUCACAACAAGCAUCAUCCACCGCUCGAUAUGACAAGAUGAAAGGAUCAUCAUCACGUGAGGGUGUUAGCAGCUGGAAAAAGGAGGAGGAUGAUUUAUGGUCAUGGCUCGGUACCAUCGACACUGAAAAGGAUCCUCGAAUGAACCUCAUGGAAGAGCCGAGCAUGAAGCAGGAUCAAGAGGAUGUAUCAGAUGACUAUCUUCAGGACACUUUUCUCGCCAAAGAAAAAUUGGACCAACACAUGGCUGAUAUUGAAGAUAUGAUCCACCGUGCAGGGAGCAGGAUAGGCAAUGUGAAUCAUGUUGUGGAAUUCCAGAGACAAAGGAUUUUACAGGAUUGGUCAAAGGCCUCUUCAUGA